AAGUUGUGUUGCUUGAACCAGUUAUCACCAUGUCGCCUUCCCAGCAGUUGCCCAUUAUCAUAGUAGGAGCAGGCAUUGUAGGGCUCACGCUCGCUCAAGCUCUGAAGAAAGAAGGUAUACCGUUCCAGGUCUACGAGCGUGACCGAUCCCUCGACGCAAGAUCCGCUGGGUGGGGUCUGUCCAUAUAUUGGGCUUUGUCCACCCUAGAGAAUUGUUUACCGCCUGAUCUGUUCAAGGAGCUGGAUUCGAUCCAGGUCGAUCCUCAACAAAGUCUCAAAGAUACCGGAAGAUACGUCUUUUUGGAUCUCGAGACAGCAGAACCUCGAUACGUAAUCCCACCUAGCUUCCGCCGCCGCGUCAGUCGUCUGAAGUUGAGAAAACUGCUCGCCAAGGGGAUUGAUGUGCGUUGGGAUAAAUGCAUCUCUGGCUUCAAGCACACCGAAAACGGCAUCUCAGUAUUUUUCACUGAUGGCACCGAAGCCGAAGGCUCUGCACUAGUGGCAGCAGAUGGCAGCGGAAGCAAGAUCAGACAAAUUCUCAUGGGAGAUGAGCUGGGAUGUUUAAACAAACUACCAGCACACUACCUGUCUGCCACACUGCGUCUAACAGAGGAGGAGGUCAAUCCGUUACGAAAUAUCGACCCUUUGAUGUUUCAGGGUAGCCAUCCUGACACAGGCUUCUACCUGUUCUAUUCGCUCCUCUCAACACCAGAGGUGAAUGGCAGCUCUGAAACAGAUGGCCCUUACUAUGAGGCUCAGUUCGACGUCAGCUGGGCUGUCAAAGGGCCAGAAGAUCAUGUGCCCGAGACAAAUGCCGACCGGCUUGCUAAAAUGAGAUCUGCACCGGCAGCUGGCACUGGAUUUGAGAAGACUUUACGGGAGAUUAUCGAAAAUAUCCCCGAGGGCACGGUCACGCUGGUUGGUGAUGCAGCGCAUGCCAUGACGAUGUACCGAGGCCAAGCAGCAAAUCAUGGAAUCACGGAUGCCGCAAACCUCACGCAGCAAGUGAAGUUAUGGCACCAGGGCAAAAAGACACGCCUUGAAGCGCUGGCGGACUAUGAAACAGAAAUGAUCAAGAGGGGGUAUGAAGCUGUGAUCUUGAGUCGACAAGCUUGCUUAGAUUCCUAUAACAUCCAAAAUCUAAGACCAGAUAGUCCUUUGGUUGGGCGAAGGUAGGGGAUGGACCAAUGUGUUUACACUUGGCUGGAGGGUGUGGCCGUUAAGUGACUCUAGGACCGUGUAUCUACGAAUGUCGGACACGCAAUACCUGGAUGGGGUCUUGGCGCGGGAAUUUGUGAAGGCGACGAUUUCUCUCACCGGACACACAGUGACCGGGUAUGGAUGCAGAUUGGAGUUGUAUGUAGGCAGACAUCUUAGUAUUAUGCUAAUUACGACACGCUGUUUACGAUAAGUAGAAUAGUUGAAUAUCCUCUAGGGCAAAGUAAAACGCACAAAUCAAG
This is a messenger RNA of Ilyonectria robusta, 1459 nucleotides long. Its product is annotated as FAD binding domain-containing protein. The record is from RefSeq and is a predicted model, not a curated record. Gene Ontology annotation, molecular function: FAD binding. The transcript is spliced from 4 exons. Bases 30 to 1175 code for a protein of 381 amino acids. Lineage: Eukaryota; Fungi; Ascomycota; Sordariomycetes; Hypocreales; Nectriaceae.